Messenger RNA from Patella vulgata (common limpet), 3415 nucleotides. Its product is annotated as organic cation transporter protein. The record is from RefSeq and is a predicted model, not a curated record. Gene Ontology annotation, cellular component: membrane. The coding region runs from base 1066 to 2349 and encodes 427 amino acids. NCBI's taxonomy places the organism in Eukaryota, Metazoa, Mollusca, Gastropoda, Patellidae. The transcript has 9 exons. Gene Ontology annotation, molecular function: transmembrane transporter activity. Gene Ontology annotation, biological process: transmembrane transport.
UAUAAUACUACUUCUGAUACACUAGUUACUGAGGUAAAUACCAUAACACUACUUCUGAUACACUAGUUACUGAGGUGAAUAUUAUAAUACUACUUCUGAUACACUUGGUACUGGGCUAUUUCUUUUAAUACUACUUCUCAUACCCCGGUAUGUUGCGGGUGUAAUUCUUCUAAUACACCUGUUACUGAGGUAAUUAUAAUAACACUACUUCUAAUGCUCUAGUUUAUGAGGUAAAUAUUAUAAUACUACUUCUCAUAAACUAGUUACUAGGGUGAAUAUCAUAACACUACUUCUGAUACACCUGAGGUGAAUGUUAUAAUAAUACUUCUGAUACACUUGGUACUGGGCUAUUUCUUCUAAUACUACGUCUCAUAGCCUUGUUACUGGGGUAAUUCUUCUAAUACUACUUCUAAUACACUUGUUACUGAUGUAAUUCCUUUAAUACACCUGCUAUUGGGGUAAUGUUUUAAAUACUACUUCCAAUACACUUGUUGCUGGUGUAAUACCUUUAAUACACCUGCUAUUGGGGUAAUUCUUCUAAUUCUACUUCUAAUGCACUUUUUACUUGUGUAAUUCCUUUAAUACACCUGCUUAUGGGGUAAUCCUUCUAAUUCUACUUCUAAUACAUGAAUUACUGGUGUAAUUCAUUUAAUACAUCUGCUAGUGGGGUAAUUUUUCUAAUUCUACUUCUAAUACACUUGUUACUGUUGUAAUCCCUUUAAUACAUCUGACAGUGGGGUAAUUCUUCUAAUUCUACUUUUAAUACACUACUUACUGUGGUAAUUAUGAUAAUACUACUUCUAAUAGCUUACGGUUGGAUGUUUUACGAGAGAAUUGAUUACUAAAACAUCAUUAAAACAUAAUUAUGGACUUGUUACUUUUCCUACAAUGGUUGACAGACAGGGAUAUUGAGUCUAUUCGCUGUGUGAGAAUGAAAAAACUAUCUGAGACGGGAUUAUAUGUGAAGUACACCUGGGUGAAACUGCUUCACUACUAUUGACCAAUCAGAAUGAUUUAUUCAUCAUAUCGGUGUAAAAAUGUCCUUAAUGGAGAUGCAAAUUUAAUAUGGUUUGCGACGAUGACAUUUUAAGAAAUAAUGCCAUUAUGAUGACGUUCCUGGGACAAGUAUUCAGUUGCUCUAUUAUAAGUAACUUUGCUGACUGUUUCGGUCGUAAACCAGUAAUGGUUAUUUGUAACGUAGUGUUUGUCAUUUCUGCUUAUUUACUGGCUUGGACACCGAAUUAUAUUUUCUUGGUGAUUGUCAGAUUUUUUGUUGGAAUAGGAAUGGGCGGGCAAAUAAUAUCUACAUUUACUAUUGGAGUGGAGAUUGUGGGACCUUCUAAAAGACGUUUUACUGGUGUUGUAUCUAACCUCGGAUGGUGUUUGGGUAUAUUGAUUGUAGCAGCGUUGGCUUAUUAUAUAAGAACCUGGAGAUACUUACAUCUAGCUGCAGCCGUCUUGACAUCGUAUCAAUUAUUCUAUUUUUUAAUGUUACCGGAAAGUCCACGUUGGUUAUUAACACGAGGUCAACUUGAUAAGGCAAGAAAAUUAAUCAAGAGGGCAGCGGAUGUCAAUAAAACGAUUAUAAGUGAUGAUAUAUUAUCAAAAUUAAGAGCACCUGAAAAGCUCGCAACAGCAAAAUUUUGGAAACUUUGCUCAACAAAAAAAUUAACAGCGAGAACACUUACAAUUUAUUUUGUGUGGUUUUCUGUCAGUGUCACGUAUUUCGGUAUAAUGCUCAAUUUAGAGAUUUUGGUGGGAAAUAUAUAUCUGAAUCUAUCUCUAACAGCCAUCAUUGAAGCAGUCUGUUACACAUUUGUUACAUUUUUGAUAGAAACAUCAGGAAGGAAGAAACUUAUAUGUGGCUGUUAUUUUCUACAGAUUCUAUCAUUAAUAGCUGUGAUAAUUAUACAUUUAUACGUACCACCAGAUCUGAAUUGGUUGAUGACGGUAUUUACCUUGAUUGGUCAGUGUGGAACUAUAUGUAGUUUUGCUAUAGUUUGGUUGUGGACGAGUGAACUUUUCCCGACAGAAUUAAGGAAUGUUGGAACCGGUAGCGGUUCCGCUUUAGCACGGGCAGGAGCUCUGGUUGCACCGUAUUUAGAAUUAUUGAGUAAAUUAGUUCCCGGAAAAUUUAAAGAGGUUUCGCCAUUUUUAUUUUUUGGCAUUAUUUGUAUGGUUGCUCUAGUUCUAAUCAUCUGUGUUCUACCCGAAACAAACAAACAGAAACUACCAGAUACUGUAGAUGAUGCAGAAAGAGUGGAACCUGGGUCUGGAGAAACGAGAGAUAAUAUUAUGACUGGGAAAGAUGAAAUGAUUGAAAUGCUUAGUACAGAUUCUAAAUGCUGACAUCGAAAGAUACGUGUUUAUAUGGGACACAUUUCAUAUCCUUAUUUUUACCACUUUAUGGUAUAUCCUUGGACUCUUUAUGUAGUUCCAAAUUCCCCUCACUUUAUUUUAAAUUUUAUAGUAUAUAUACAUAUUCACGUAUUUGUAGUAGCAGAUGCUGACUAAAAAUUCAUAUACAUGUAGUUGCGAUUAGUCUUGGUCAAAGCCCUGGUCUUUGUGCCUUUGUUUUUUUUUAAAAUUAUAAGUAGUGUUUAUCUGAUAUUUAAAAACUUUAUUUGCUAAUUAAAUAUUUAAAGAACAAUCACAGCUACAAUUUAUUGUAUUAAUCAUAAAAAAGUCACAUGCGAUUUGCCUAUAUUUAUAUACCCAUGUUCAUUCGGCUGGACUAAGACUAGUAAUUAUUUCCCCUUAUUUCAUGUAGUGCGAGUUAUAAAUAGACAAUUUUUCCCUUAAUUUUUCUCUCCCCUCUUCCUGCAUUUUUUGGUUGACUUUUUGGUCUAGAAUUGGAGAAAAGGGAUCAAAUUUGCAAUUUCAUAGCAGUUUUGGGUAAUACUGAUGAUAUUAUAGCGGAGGGAUAGGGGGUGUAAAGUGUCUUUCUGCAGAGCAAUCAUUGUGUCGGAAGUGAGAUUUUCACCCCAGUCAACUUCAAAUCCGCGUAGCAAAAAAUCUAAAUGGUCAACCCCCUACAAAAUUAUGAUGAGGAGAUUGCCAAAUGUUGUCCCCAUUGUGCCUAUAAAGAUUGGAACCAACGGAAUCUUGAGCAAAAAGCUACAGCCUGUGAUGUUACAGUCAUUUAACAUUGAAGUCAACGGGCAAAGAAUUGCUAGUCUGAGUCUGGCUUAUUAUGUAGAGUUAUCCCCCCUCGGUCGUAGUGAUGUCACUUGUAAAUUGUACCCGUUCUAAUUUCAACAGGUGGGUGAGGGGUGGCGGUACACAAAAAAGCAGUCUUUUCAAUUAAACAUUUGAUCAAUUCAACUUAUAAUGCAUGUAAAGAUCUUUUUUGUGUUUAUUACAAUUAAGACAGAAGUUUUAAAUGUUAUUUUUUACAUUGACAUUAAAUAAAUUU